AUAAAAUAUGUAUCCAGCUAGCAAUCCUUCCUUUUUUUCAACUUGUCUCUGUUCCACAGACACUUCUUCACUUCUCUCGUCUCCCCUUUUGACAGGCACACACGCACCACGUUUCCAUGGCGUCUGCCUCCACUGGCUAGUCUGCAGAUCCAGGUUCCGCUUUAGCAUGUGUCGCUACUGUAGCGUUGCUGCGGAGUCCGCUGGCCUGCCCUGCCCCCGGACUUAUGGCCUCCGCAGCACCACCACCACCGGCGCCACAGUACUGAUCCGUAGCGCACUCCGGUCCCAGGAACAGCGCCGCACAUGGAGGUGUGUAUUGCGCUAACCUUUUUUUUUACUGGAUGCUACCACUGUGACCUCUUUGGUCUGCUCUCUGUUGUUUCUGUUUUUUAUGGGUUCGGCAUUAGCAGCUUCCUCCGGCAACCGUAGCUCCGGAAGGUGUUGCGCCGCAGGAUCUUGCGACUGGCACCGCUUCCGUCCAGAGAGUUUCUAUUUCAAUUUAAAGCAACCAUUGUCCCUCUUCUCUUCUCAUCGUAGCAUUAUUAGCACAUACAAACACUCACACUUCGGCCUUUCACAUCCAAUUGAGUUAUUUACCUCGUACCUCACACAAAUCACCGCCCAUCAUGUCCAACUUGAUCCCCCGCUUCAGCACCAUCAAGCCCGCAAAGCCUACCUUGACGGAGGCUAAUUUGCCCGACCAAAAGGGCAAGGUCUUCAUCGUCACCGGCGGCACCAGCGGCGUCGGCAAGGAGCUCUCCGGCAUCCUCUACCAGCGCAACGCCAAAGUCUACAUCGCCGCCCGCUCCCAAGACAAGUACAAUGCGGCCGAAAAGGAAAUCAAGGACGCGCACCCCGAAUCCACCGGCGAGCUCCUCUUCCUCAAGCUUGUCCUCGACGACCUCACCGGCAUCAAGGCCUCGGCCGACGACUUCCUCGCCAAGGAGUCCAAGAUUGACGUCCUCUUCCUCAACGCCGGUGUCAUGAUCCCCGCCCAGGGAUCCAAGACAACCCAGGGCUACGAGCUGCAGCAGGGCACCAACAACUUGGGCCAUUUCUUGUUUGCCAAGCUGCUCACACCUACGCUAGUCGAGUCUGCAAAGACGGCCCCCAAGAACUCGGUGCGCAUCGUCUGGGUCUCGUCGUCUGCUGCCGACUUUGCCCCCAAGCCCGCCAUUGACUUUGACAACAUGGACUAUGCCAAGGACGAGAGCCGCUUCACAAAGUACGCCCGCAGCAAGGCCGGCAAUGCUAUUCAUUCUUGCGAGUUUUCUCGCCGCUAUGCCGACUCUGGUGUCAUCAGCCUUGCCCUCAACCCCGGAAACCUCAGAUCGGAGCUCCAGCGCCACAUUACCAGCUUCCAGCGUGCCGUUGUCGAUUGGAUGCUCUACCCUCCCAAGAACGGCGCCUACACCGAGCUCUUUGCCGGUCUGUCCGACACCAUUGACGAGGAAGACAACGGCGGAUGGCUUGUUCCCUUUGGCAAGGUUGAGCCUAUCCGCGCCGACCUCGCUGAGGCUGAGAUUGGCAAAAAGUACUGGGAGUGGUCCGAGGAGCAGGUCAAGCAGUACUGCUAAGAUGGCAGCGUGCCGUCCUCCUCGCAUCUUUUUCUCUUUUUGUUGCAAAUGAAUCUCGAAGAAAUAGUUUGAUGCUUAUUUGCUUGAUAUCCAAAUUUACUAAUACCAUUUACUUUUACAAUGCUAUAA
[Torrubiella] hemipterigena is the source of this 1706-nucleotide messenger RNA. The record is from the annotation of a GenBank genome assembly. Lineage: Eukaryota; Fungi; Ascomycota; Sordariomycetes; Hypocreales; Clavicipitaceae.